Messenger RNA from Rotaria sp. Silwood1, 369 nucleotides. The record is from the annotation of a GenBank genome assembly. NCBI's taxonomy places the organism in Eukaryota, Metazoa, Rotifera, Eurotatoria, Philodinida, Philodinidae.
AUGGCUUUGGCAAUGAAUACUACGUUAACAGUUUCAUGUGAAGCAGCAGAAGAAAAAUCAGGACCAACAUUAGUUCAUAGUACUGGUGUUCAAAAUUAUCGUGUCCAACCAGAAAUAAUACGAAUUUUACAAGACUCAUGUUCAAAUGAAAAAUUAUGCGAUCAUGAAAAAGGUGUUCAAUGUACUGAUCCAGUAGCACAUAUUCUUGAAACACUUAAAAAAGCUGGUUUUAGUGUAACAAGUCAAUCAACAAGUGGUAGUCGUAAAUUAUGGAUGUUAACCAAGACAGACGCAGGUGGAUCCAAGCAACCAUCACACAAAGAUGAUGAACAUGACGAAGAUGAAGACGAAGACAAGGAGGAAGAAUAA